Vicia villosa (hairy vetch) is the source of this 989-nucleotide messenger RNA. RefSeq lists its product as uncharacterized. The transcript is spliced from 2 exons. The coding region runs from base 277 to 867 and encodes 196 amino acids. The record is from RefSeq and is a predicted model, not a curated record. Lineage: Eukaryota; Viridiplantae; Streptophyta; Magnoliopsida; Fabales; Fabaceae.
UUCAACCACACAUCAACAUGUGAAUAAAGCUAAACCAUAUCAGUAUGAAAGCAAAAACAUUAAUAAGAGAGAGUAAAAAUGUGAAGAAAAAAAAACAAACACCGUUGACUGGUGACGACGAUAAAGCUCACCGUUGGAUGGAGAUCGUCGGAGGAGCGGUUGGUAGCAACGGAGUGAUGGCUGCUCGAGCGUGGCGGCGCCGGGUGUUGAUGGGAUUCCGGUGGUUUUCGGCUGGAAGAAGCGGUUUCGCCGGGAUCCGUUUGGUGAUAUAAUCGUAUGCGGAGAAGAGGAGUCCGUACGGUUUCCAGCAGAGUGGCAGUUCCGGUGUUUUUGGAAAUAUUUGGUCACCUUGCUGGUAAUGAAGAAGAAGGAAAUGAUCAAGAAAUAGCAAAUGAUGAGGAUCACACUAAGGAAGAUGUAACUCAUGACACGGAUCCAAAUUGGCAAUAUGUCCCUCCUCAAGAGGAAGAAAUUCCUUGUGGAUACACGGCUCCACCUCCGCCGGAUCAGUCCAACAUCAUUUCCAUGCUUGAAAAUAUGCAACUCCUACAACAACAGCAUUUCGACACACAGCAGCUCCAAUUCCAGAACAUGCAACAGCUUCAAAAAGAUCGCUAUGACGAACAACAACGACAAUAUCAAUCGUUAUACAGCUUGGUUCAAGACCACAAAAGCGACUUUGAAACGUUUGCAUCCAACUCGACCUUAAGACAGAAUCAUUUUGAGGAGACUGCAUUGAACCGCCAUGCAAAUCUAAGUCAAAGCUUCAAUACUCUAAACAUCUCAGUGUUUGAUCUGUUGGAACAAGUUGAAGAAGAUCGUCCUCAAACGUUUCAAAGAGGAAGAGGAAGACGGGGCAGGCGUUAGGAUGCAUCACAUUUCAUAUCAUCAUCUCAUUGCAUUACAUUCCAUCAUCAUUAUGUUUAUUUGCUAAACUUUCUAGCACUUAGUCUAGUUUCCCUUCAAUUAGUUGAAAUAUUAUGUGUGCU